AUGGGGUGGUUAUGGGGAGGCAGAAGAGGGGUAAGCUGGAGAGAUCAGACGGUGGAGUCAAUCACGGCGCCGCCGCUGCCAUUAAUGGUGCUUUUCGGGCUGGUGGCGUUUUUCAUGUGUUUAUCUACGUACUUGGACUUCAAGGCGCAGGUGGCGAGGACGAAGAGCAGUUUAAGGAUGUUUGUGUUCUUGGUGCCUUUGCUGGUGGUGUUGUUGGUGUAUAUCAGGCUGGUUAGCUACCGGUUGUUCUAUCCGUAUGGGCGGCCGGUGUACCAGUCGGGCGGCGGUGACGGCGGGAUCGCGCCGUGGGGGUUGGCGGUGCUGGUGGUUCUGCUUCUUGUCAUGGUUCAUUACCAGGUUUCCAUUCAGUCUAGCUGGUUUCCACUCAUGUAA
Messenger RNA from Ipomoea nil (Japanese morning glory), 393 nucleotides. RefSeq lists its product as uncharacterized. The coding region runs from base 1 to 393 and encodes 130 amino acids. The record is from RefSeq and is a predicted model, not a curated record. The transcript has a single exon. Lineage: Eukaryota; Viridiplantae; Streptophyta; Magnoliopsida; Solanales; Convolvulaceae.